Molecule: messenger RNA, 450 nt
Organism: Macrosteles quadrilineatus (aster leafhopper)
Lineage: Eukaryota; Metazoa; Arthropoda; Insecta; Hemiptera; Cicadellidae
Exons: 1
Coding region: 1-450 (149 amino acids)
Source: RefSeq, a predicted model, not a curated record
AUGUAUAAUGAAGCAGAAACGUUUGUUGAGGCACGUUAUAUUUCGCCCCCUGAAGCAUGUUGGAGGCUAGCUGGAAAUGAAAUCCAAAGGAAAAGCCAUUCGGUGCAACGUUUGGACAUCCAUCUAGAAGGUCAGUACCGUGUGGGAAACAUGGAACAGACACAAGAAGAUGUAGCAGACACCGGCCUGAAAGGUUCCACCUUAGAGGCGUACUUUAAACACAACUCUAAACUUCACAUUGAAGAAGAGAAUGGGAAUGAAGUAAACUACUACUUCUACUGGCAGAUGCCAGAAAAGUACAAAUGGUUAGGCAAAACAAGUGAAUGGGUGGUACGACAGCGAAGCUCAAAAACUAUUGGAAGGAUCCACACUGUGAACGUGGUGGCCCAACCAGAAUUUUUAUCACUUAAGAAUGCUCCUCUUUCACACCAAAGAUUCCAAAAGUUUUGA